Messenger RNA from Tigriopus californicus, 6100 nucleotides. RefSeq lists its product as uncharacterized. Lineage: Eukaryota; Metazoa; Arthropoda; Copepoda; Harpacticoida; Harpacticidae. The coding region runs from base 492 to 6050 and encodes 1852 amino acids. The transcript is spliced from 6 exons. The record is from RefSeq and is a predicted model, not a curated record.
UGGACUCUGUAGAAUAACAAAACUAGCUCUCUUUAUCAAGUGUGGUCGGGUGGAUGUGGCCUUCGUUCCAAGUUACAGCUUUCGGCCUUUAGUUGUCAUUUUACGUUGCGAAUGGAAUUGCAUUCGGACUCCUGCUCUUUUGUGACAAGUGAGGGACCCAAAGGGCGCCUUGUGUCCAGAGCAACGUGCUGCUCUUGACCGGUUCACGUCUUAUCGCCGAUCAUUCAUACAUGAAUCUAGUCAUCUUGGUCAUGUCUAUUUGACCAUUUUUGGGAUUCGACUGAAAGUUGAUGGAUGUCUUUGACACUUUCCCAGCGCUAUCAUGAGUUUAUGAGGUUGUCUGAUCUAACGAAAUUGAGCGCUCCAUGGAGUGAAGCGUCGCAAACGAGCAAACCGACCAAGCAGCUUCGCUCGAUGCUCUCAUUCAAUUGUGGAACAGUGGUUUGGUACUCAGAGACGGUCCCUGAUGCCACAAGCUUUGGGAGAUAAUCAUGACAACUGCGGUUAGAGGCGCUUGUGGUGCACCUCCAGCUAAUAAUGAACGAAAUGAGCCAGAUCGCAGUUCUUGUCAAAGCUUUACGUCGUCGAGGCGUUAUGAUCCUAGAACGUAUUCAAUCAAAAUUCCCCCGGGUCUACGAGCUCUUUUGAAUGAUAUUACACAAGAGGUGCUUUGUUCCAAAGAAGAUUUACAAAGGGAAACUGAAAUCUACCGAUUUUGCGCAGAAUUUAUGGAAACGCUUCUGGCCCAAAGAAACCCCGCGUUACGGACAAAAAUGAUUCCAGCCAAUAUCCACUCUGCUCCAAAUCGGAAUGACUGUUUUACAUCUUACAAUCGGGAGGGCACUUUUCACUUGACCAACACCGACUCUGAUAGCGGCAUGGACGAAAUCUAUACCACGGACGCCGGAACCACAGAUGCCGAGGACACUCUUUCAGUGGAAUCUGCCUUGCAGAAAUUGGCUGACGCCGCCUUGUCUGAUCCCGAGGACUCCAUGGCUGCUCCCGACGUGGUCAAAGGCUUCAACCAACUCUCCGGAAAAGUUGCCCAACCAAGCCAAGAGUUGCAUGACCAAACAAAAAGACAACCACUCCUCAAGCCCGGGACGAUUGGCUUGGGAAAAGUUAGUCAAGAUUGGCAUGGAACAACUGGGCCUAUCAAUCAAACUGGUCACGAGGAGAACGAAAUCCCAUCGGAUCAGAAUGAUGAUCACCUUCACUGCUUAGAGCUGGAAUUUACUCUUGACAAUCACAAAGUAUCAAAGAACAAAGGGAGCACUCGAAGGUUGUUGUUGGCUACAGAUAAUCACGAUCAGACUUUGCUCGCUCGAGUAGAUUUAUUGGUAUCUAGAAAGAAUGUUCAGAUUUUACCCCGAGACGACAAGGACGGCUCGAUUUUAAAGUUGUCAAGAAUUGAAACAGAUGUUAAAAGCCUUCAAAGCCAUAGCAAGAUUCCCAUUGAAUUGAUUCAACAAUCUCCAGAAGCUAAUACUUGUUUUGAGAUUCCUACGCCAGUACACUCAAUUAAUUCAGCCACAUCCGAUUUACCCCCAAGUCCAACUAGCUUGAAGUCCUGGACAUCAGGACAUCGAGCAAGUAAGGAAGGCCAGUCAGAGGAACUUUACUCCUCUGAGCCCAAGGACAUUUCGGGAACAAGUGGAACGGAGCACUCACCCGAAGAGCACGGCCCACGAACAGGAACGAUAAGAGUUUGGCUACCGAGUGAAAGUUUUGCAGUUGCGGGGCUACCAUCAUCUGGAACAAAAGAGGGAAGCCUAGCAAAAAGGGAGUGUGAAGAUUUGUUGGGUGCCAGUCAAAGUGGUCACCAAUUCAUCGUUGCAAAAGGCGGAGGGGGAGAAACCAAGGCAACUUCUCCUCACGCAAACUCUUUGGACCAUCAAGGACAUGCAGGGAUCGCAGGGAUCCCGGGGGCAGUAAAGGAAACUUCCUCCUCCCUUGAAGUAGCAGUGCAAACAGAGCUCACAUAUCCACUAGGUGAGCCAGGUGAACCUGAGGGAUCUUUAUUGUCUUCAAGGCCGCAUGAAAAAGAAGAAGAGGGUUCCUUGGAGAAGGAGUCAGUUGUCUUGUCACAGCUCAGCAAUGAGAGUCGAGGGCCACCCACGUUUCCAAGUUUUGAAAAUGGGACCACUCAGACAGAAGCAGCGACCUUGUCCCAAGUCAGCACACAGACGCCGAACGACCAAGACAUUCAUUUCGCUCACGAGGAUAGCCAAGAAUUAGGCAAGGUCAAGAAGAUCAAUUCGGAUUGCGUUCAGGAUUGCCUCACAGCCAGAGUCCUCUUGGAGCAUAUUGGAACUGUGUUUUCUCCCACGGAUUCCCAAGAGGCGGUCAACUAUCUCGAUCUGUCGCGGCUCGGAGAAGAGGGCGAGACUCCGGGCUCGGAUGAGAUUUGGUUGGCAGUUGAUGGUGAUGAGGAGAAGGGAUUCUUGACUUCCACAGAGGAGGACCCAGACUCUCUCUCUGUGGAAACCGACAAACUCUCCGCAAUUGCGACCAUGGCUGGUCGCCUCUCUACAGAUUCAGUAACCGCCGACACUCCCAGUGAAAUUGACUCUAUGGGUAUGGGUAACAACAACAAUAACCUUGAUGCAAUGAAAAAAGACAGUCCUGGUUUUGGCGAGUUCAGUGAGAUGUAUGCUAAUCUGACACAACGCCUGCAAAGUAUUCUUAACCAGGAGUUAGAUCCUAUCCAGGAUACUUUGGACCACACUGGCAAGAAUUUGAAUAAUCUCACCGAAAAACUCCUUCAAAUGGAAACACUUCUAACCACUCUUUGUGAUAGCAUGCAAAAAGUGAGCUCAGAACUGCAAGCCAGCCAAAAUAUUACUGGGACUGUUUCGCAUUCGUCAAGGCCAUUAGGCGAUAUGAGAAAUGCUUCCGAAAAGAGCUUGGAUCAAAUUGUCUCCAAAAUCGAGAAUUUGUCAGUUGAGCUCGGUCAAGCAGACACUGCCAAUCAACUACGUGAGGAUAACCAUCAACUUCGACGGGAUUUGAACCUCUUUCGGAAUAGAGAACGGCACCUCAUCGAGCGGAUAGAAUCGAUGGAAAAGCUUUUACACAAGAGCUCAGUUGAAAUCGUUCACGGGUCUGGCUCAAGAUCUGCAUCUAGGCGUGGGAGCCAAACCUCAGACUCGGAACUCCCUCCUAUAGAAAAGGUUCAAACAAAAAAGGCAACGAAGAAGGACCCUGACGAAUCUGCUGACCCAAUUACUAAACAGAGCUUAUUGCAAGGCGGGCCAAAGCCAAGCAAGAAGCUGCUUGCCCGCAGAGGUUCCCAUGAACGAAUCAAAUCCUACCAAGUGACACAUGGGAUAGAUAUCGAUGCCAUUCACACAGAGAUUCAGGUGGCAAGAUCCGAUAAUGUGAUUUUGCGGCAAGAUUUACAAGUGUGCAGAGACAGAGAGCAUCAAUUGGUUUAUAGGAAUAAGGAACUCGAGGAUAAACUGUUAUGCCAAGCAAAAGCUGUCAGCACUGAUUCCACGCAUAACCACGCAAAAAAACACCUUUCCACGGCACCAACCAUCACCAACACAAUUUUACCACGAGCCGAGAUUGAUAUUAACAUCGAUUUUACUCCACCAGGUCGAGCGAUUAUCAAGGAACGUCCAUCUUACGGACCACCUGCACUCAAUCAAGCAACAAUAGAGACAAUUGCUCCAUUGGUACAAGAGACAUUAGGAGAGAAGCCGUUGAAAAAAUUUCAUGGAUUGAAGACAUCGGAAGUUAAUACCAAAAAACUGAAGGAUGAUCGUAAAAAGAUGGAGAAUGUUCAAGGAAAAAAAUCAACCAAUAUCCCAACACAGAGAGCUUCAUUUGAAGUGCAAGAUUGGAAGGUUAAUAUAAACUCAGCUCAUGACCUUGAGGUGAGCCAAGAUGGUCAAAAAGCUGUUAUUGUGACGCCCAAAAUUGAAGAAGAGCUGAAGGAAGCAGUCGUUCGACAAGAGCCCGAGGUCUCCGGUGAAGCUCAACCCAUUGUUCCGCUAAAGCUCAACAAAACAAAGGCCGAAAUCAAAAGUGAGCCCAAACUGAAAUCCCCACCAAAGUCCUUCAUUCCAACCACUGCCACGUCCAAAAAGGAAGAACCCGUUACAAAACCAAUCGCACACAUCCAGGAGGUGAAAAAAGAACGAGUGCGUCCAGUUAAAGUUGUCAGAAAACCACCACCACAGCAACAAACGCCCAUUGAAAUUCAUGAUCCUAGGGCUGACCCCAUACCUAAGCCAGCCCAAUUUCCAUGUGCUAGACCUCCCCGUGAUUAUGUUCCCGGUCGUAAUUAUCAAAAACGAACCUCUGUAGCCGACAUUUUAAGCCACGAGAGUGCUAACCAUUCUUUUACUACUUUGUCUAAGAGUAAUAACCACUCAAGUAGAGAGUUGAUUCACAGUGGGCCAGAAUUGGUCCAGAUGUUCAUUAAAGAGGAACCCGCCGAGCUUUGUGAUUCUGGAGUCCCGGUAUGCCAGGCCCGCGAAUCCCCUGAUGGAGCAAAUAGUUCGGUUAUGAAUGGAGGGAGUACCAGUAAGUGCAGUGGAAGGAUUAGUGUAAAUCUCUAUGACCAAGUGGACGAAAGGGAAGUUGCCCCUGAACCUUCUCCCCAUGAUGUAAUUCUCGAGUACGUUCUCAAGGAAGAGUCCGAGCUCCGAGAUCAAGAAAAACAAAAAAGACGGAAUGCCUUUUGGGGCGACAAAAGAAGGCCUGCAAUCAUUAGAAGGCCUAAAAAACGAUCUCGCUCUCUUUCACAAGAGAAGAGUAAAGCUCGAAGACUAAGACAAAAGCAUGCAAGCGUCGAACGUCUGCCGACCCUUUCUGCCUUUGACGAGGAGCGUAUUGUUUGGAUGAAGAACUAUGAAAAUGAAUCAACGCGAGAAGAUGAACGAAGGCGGAGAGCCCUGGUUAGGCGUGCCACCGCUCAAACUUUACAGAGUGCCAUGAAUGAAAUUGACUUGUCAUCCAAUUCCACGAAUUCUAACUCGGAAGAGAGCACAUCAGAAAUUAAAAACAAAACGCACCAAAUACAGGUUCCAUUGGCAUGUAAUCCCCCAGAGGAACAAGAACCAGGUAUGAAGAGCGCUGAGAGUGCCAAUAAUAAUAAUAAUAAUAAUGAAGUCAUGAUUCCGAAAAAGACGACCUCACGCAAACAGUGGGACACUGACAAGAUUAUUGGCGAUUCGGAGCGUCUGAGAGUGGAGCAAGAAACCUUCGCAUUAGUGACAGACAGUGCUCGCCAUACAAACUCCCAAGAUCAGGUCAAAGAAAACGAAAAAAUGACGAAUCGUAUCACAGAUGCAAGUCUUCCACCUAAUAAUCCUCUUUUGUCAGCGGAAUGCUUCAUUGUGUCUCGAGGAUGGCAAAUGGAUCAAAGUAAACUUCUCCGUGCCCUUGAUCGCAUAAAAUGUGCAAACUUUUCCCGGGUCCAAAUCGCAACCACGAUCAAUCGCGUGGUAGAAAACGUCCGUCCCAAUCUCGAUAUUGUUGUAAUACAUAUAGGUAACCAAGAAUUGCUUGAAGCUUCUCUUUCAAUCGGAAAGAGUGAGGAGAGUGUCCACAAUGUGGCUGGAAGUGUGGCUACAGUGAUGAGUCGACAAAUUAUCAAAGUGGCCCAACAAAACAAGGCAACCCAGUUCCUCAUUUCGUGUCCGCUUAGCAAAGGCAGCCAAACUAAACAUAUCACCUUGGAAGAAACGCAAAUAUACUCGGGAUUGAGAAAAAUUUUCAACGCAACACUCAAGGCCAAUUGCUCGAGCUUUUUCAACAUUCAAUGUUCAGAAAACGAUAACCUAACAGAGAUGGAGCCGGAUGAUGGUCUAAGUAGAGAGAGCAGAUAUUUUUCUGACUCGUUGCAAUUAAACUCCGCGGGAAUGAGAAAAUUGGCGAGAAACUGGGAAAGCUAUUUGCGAAGAAUCACAAGAGCAAAUGAUGGAGAAUUGGUUUUACGAUUGUCCUCAUCAGACUCCGGGAGCAACUCUUCAGCGGGAACGACAAGGAACAUGGCCGAAAGGGUGGAUCAAACGAAAGUACCUUGGAAACCUUACUAAAUGAUCUCUCGUCAAAGUUGUACAUGAAAAUAAAAGAAGCCAAUUCAAUA